Messenger RNA from Strigops habroptila (Kakapo), 2973 nucleotides. It is a transcript of the gene PLEKHJ1, whose product is annotated as pleckstrin homology domain containing J1. Gene Ontology annotation, biological process: endosome organization; receptor recycling; retrograde transport, endosome to Golgi. NCBI's taxonomy places the organism in Eukaryota, Metazoa, Chordata, Aves, Psittaciformes, Psittacidae. The record is from RefSeq and is a predicted model, not a curated record. Gene Ontology annotation, cellular component: early endosome; trans-Golgi network; recycling endosome. Bases 58 to 507 code for a protein of 149 amino acids. The transcript is spliced from 6 exons.
GGCGGGAGCGGAUCCGGGGCGGCGAUGGGGCCGCGGUGAGCGGGGAAGGGGCUCGCCAUGAGGUACAACGAGCGGGAGCUGCUGUCCCUGGCCCGGCAGCCCGCGGAGAAGGCGGCCGAGAUCUUGAUGCGGGUGCCCAAGAAGGGGAGCGUGUUAAAGAAACGCCUCGUGAAGCUUGUUGUCAACUUUCUCUUCUACUUCCGGACAGACGAAGCAGAGCCCAUUGGAGCUCUGCUGCUGGAGCACUGCAGGAUCACCAAAGAGGAGGAGAACGUCUUCUCUAUCAGUUUCAUUGAGGAGCCCGAGAGGAAAUACUGCUUCGAAUGUGACAGUGAGGAGCAGUGUCAGGAGUGGAUUGAGGCACUCAAGCGAGCCAGCUAUGAGUUCAUGAGGAGGAGCUUGAUCUUCUACCGGAAUGAGAUCCAGAAAAUGACAGGGAAGGACCCCCUGGAGCAGUAUGGGAUCUCGGAGGAAGCCCGCUUCCAGCUGGGAACACGCAGGCAGUAAUCCCCUCUCUGGAGCUGAACUGGUGCCUGGCGCCAGGCUCACCCUGGAGGGUCACCCCCAGCUCCCCUCCCCAGGAACAGCAGCAGCAGUUCCCUGCAGCAGUGACCAAGGGACUUUUUAAUUUAUUAGUCAAAUAAUUUUGUAUGAUUUUUUUAAAAGGGGAAUUCGUUGCACAUUCCCACUUGCCCCAGCUCUGGAGGCAGCCAGGCUUAACUGCUGCACCAGUGGGAUGAGAGCAGAGGCAGCAGGAUCCGAACAGAGCUGCAGCACCCGCUGUCCUCUGCUGCUGGGGCAGGCCCUGAGCCAGUUUCACCCUUCCUCUUCCUCCCCUCCUUCUCCUGCAGGGAGCUACUCAGCUUUUCUGGCUCAGGAUCUUCUUGCAGUCUCCAAGGGUUGUUCAGCAAGGCAGCCUGUCUCUGCGGUGGUUUUCUUCUUUCUGCCUCCUCUGGGCAGGUUGUUCCAGUUCCUAGAGGCUGGUGGAGCCCACGCUGCAGCCUACUAGAACACUCCACAAAUGCAUUUGAAAGCAAAGCUGAAAGCACAAUGAGCAGAGAGCGGGCUGAGACCCGUGGGGAGAUCCUGCCUGGGCUUCCCAGAGCAGGAAGCCAUGUGGAGGUUUGGAAAGAUGGGAACUGCUCCACUUUGGCUGGAGGUUGUAGCAUCAGGCCCUGCAGAAGUUAAUGUUGGGGAGCAUGUGCGAGCUGGGCAGUAACCCUUCAUUCCCUGAGUUGCUGCAGCAUUCCUCCCCUUUGUGAGCAUCUGAAGAGAGACUGGGACACUGGAAGACCAGGACACUGUGCCACAGUCAUGAUGAGCUGCCAGGGAACAAGGGCUGCCAUCCCUGGGGCUCCUGCAGUGAGGGGUAAGUGUUGGAACAUCCCUCCUCGAGGCUCUGCGCCUUCAGCCAGGCUCUGGCUGCACAAAGGAAAACUGCCCAGGGAUGAGGGAAGGAAGGACCCGCACCCGGGGCUGCAGGAGGCCCGGAUUCCUGAUGCCCACAGCAGCAGAGGAUGCAGCCGGCGGCAGCAUCUGCCCUGGAACUAGACCAGGAAAACCUCCGGGAAGCCCCUGAGAAGGUCCCAGGUACGAUCAGGCACUUGAUGACAGAAGGGACUCGACAUCUGCAUACUGGUUAGGCAGAUGCAGCACAAGAUGAGCUUUGGAGGUUCAGCUGGGUAGCAGGAACGCUGCUGCAGCAAACAGCACAUGGUAAGCGAGGGGCAGCCUGUGCUGUGAGCUGGGCUUGAAGGGAAGUUCUGAGUCUCUUCCUCUGGCUGGGAAUUGAUGCUGAAACAAGAGCCUGUAUUGCAAGCCUCAGUGACCUGGCCUGCCCUCAUCUCAUGCUGCUGGGCACCGGGAGAGUGGCAGAUGUCGCUGAUGCUUUAGUUUCAAUCUCAAAGCCAAGGUUUCUCCUUCCCCUCCCCAGAUACUCCCUUUCCCUUCAAUCAUUCCAGGUGCUCGCUCCAGAAAUUGCCAAAAUAAGCCGCGGGGCAGCUGGCCUGCACAAUAAGCUGAGGGCAUGAUGGGGUGGAAGCAGAACCCAGGGCGGUUUUGAAGACAGAUGGCAGCUCUAGUGGAAGCAGCAGUGAGGGAUUAAAGGCAGGAACACAAAGCUUGUGCUUUAGGGAAUUAGUGUCCUCAGCUGACUUUUAAAGUGCAGUUUAAUCCUCACAAGCCACUUCUGCUUUACCUCAGAGCAGGGGCAUGUUCCUGACAUGCUGGUGGGUGCGCAGCGGUUUUAGUUACUGUGACAGAGACUGGUCUGUCUGGUUGCUUGUGAGGACAGACAGACAGAUGCAGCUCCAGCUUCAGCGUUGGUUUGCCAGCCAGGAAUGCUGCUGCAGCGCCGCUUUAGGGGCAGAACAUCCAAACUCAGCUCCCUGGGGUUCAGCAUCCGUGAAUUCAUCAAUACACAAAGUCAAUCCAUACAUAAACCCCAGGAAUUCUGUCACAUUCAAUCAUUUCCUGCCAACAAGCUGCCGGCGCAGCAGCAGCUCGUGUCCUGCCGCCCUCAGGAGCAGCCCCUUCUCAAGCAUGUGCCUUUCAGCUCCUGGCAAAGCUGCCACCCACGACCUUCACUGUACCUAAAAAUGGGCAUUUUAUGUUAUGGGAAACAGGUGAGCAGGAGAUAAUCGCAACCCCUAUUUAAGAGGUUAAUGACAUUUCUGACCUGAAUGUAAGACAAAUGCUGUGAAGCCUUACAUGGGCCAAUGGCCGGCCCAGUAAGUAACUUAAAUCAACUUCUAGACUAGUGUAGGACACUGGGUGAGCUUUUGGGAGGAUGGUACUGCCAGACACUUUGAGAUCCAAAUCAACUGCUGGUGAUUUAUAGACAAUUGGUCAUUUUUCCUACUCUGGUCACUAUGCUUUUUGUAUUUCAGUGCUGUGUACAGGCUCCCUAUGGUGUCCUGAAGCCAUUUAUCUGUUGUACAGCGACAUUUCCAAUAAACACUCGUUUUAAUCUUG